This is a messenger RNA of Boleophthalmus pectinirostris (great blue-spotted mudskipper), 2013 nucleotides long. Its product is annotated as Fc receptor-like protein 5. The record is from RefSeq and is a predicted model, not a curated record. Lineage: Eukaryota; Metazoa; Chordata; Actinopteri; Gobiiformes; Gobiidae. Bases 342 to 1793 code for a protein of 483 amino acids. The transcript is spliced from 11 exons.
UUGUUAUCUGUUAGCUGACAGGCUGUCAAUCAAACUCCCUACGUUUCUAGCGUAACUGACUUGCCUGCGCGCUGCCAUUACGUGGUUUACGUACGCCUGUCACGCAGUCCACAGACACAAGACGCACAGACGCUGUUUACUCCACCAACGCAACAGUUCUUAGCGUUUUUUUUAACCUAUAUCUUCCUCGCAGUUAGCACAAAGUUUGUUACAAUGGCAGACAAGAAUCCAGGAGCAGUUAGCCGCAAAAGAAAGUCCGUUUUUGAGGUCGCUGAAAGAAGAAGAUAAGGGGAAAAGCAACGAAGCCAAACUAAGGUGAUUCUUGGAGAUUCAUUCCAGCGAUGGCGCGACUGAAGCAGACGCAGGGUCUAAAGACUGACGCACUGGUCGCCAAAUUACUCCUGGACAGGGAGGGUGACGGUGGUAAGGUUCUUGGUGAAACCACAUCUCUGGCUGGAGAGCGAGGAGUUAUUCCCAUUUCGAUCAAAACAUUUCACGAUGGAAACCUGGUGUGUGUGGCAAGUGCUCAGAACAACACAUCUAUUGAGCCAACAGUGAGCCACAGCCAGCACCUCAGGGUCAUUGAGCCGGUGAAGGAAGCAUAUGUGGUGGUAACUUCAGGACAGACUGAGUUCUUUGAAGGCAAGACUUUAGAUCUACAAUGUAAAGUGAAGAAAGGAACUUAUGUGACCUACAAGUGGCUUCUCGAUGGGGAAGAAAUCACUGAAACACAUUAUCGAUAUAUUUAUAACAACCAGCUCAUAGUCUACAGAACUACAUCUAAAGACAGUGGCUUGUACAUGUGCAUUGCUCAGAACUCCUACAAUAAGACCAUCUUCCAGUCAAAUAGCUCUACAGUUCAGAUCACUAUCAAAGAUGUUGUGUCCACUCCUGACAUCUCCUUCACUGUCCUGAAAGAGGAUAUGAAUUACUCUGCAUUGAUCUCUUGCCAUUCUUUAAGCGGAACUCCUCCUAUCACAUUUACUCUUUGGGACUAUGAUGACUUGAUUGGUAAUGUAACAGCAGAAGACAGAAAUGCCACCUUUAAAAUCCCAAUAGUUUUGGGGAAGCACCUGGGAUUUCGCAAGUGCAAAGCUGAAAACGGAGAUGAGAUCGCACACAGUAGAUGGAUGGAACUGAAAGUUGUGCCAGUGGAAGGCCCAGUGUCUUUAUAUUAUGACUAUGACACCGGGUCAAACUACGCUGUGGUCGGGGUGAGAUUUUACUGCAAACCCUUAAAAGGAUCCCAUGUGAAGUUUGAGUGGUUCCUGAACGAGACCCUGCUCCCUCACGGCCUGGGACCCUUUUACCGUGUGGUGGAUGACCCCCCAAAACAAUCAAUCCUGUUACUGGCUGUGGACUGGAGCAGUGCUGGGACAUACCACUGUGAGGUGUCAGAUACUUUUGACAACACAAAAACAAUACCCAGCAGAAGAAAAUAUCUUGAUAAAGAAGUGUUAAAUCGGAUCCCUGAUGUGGUGGUUGCUGUGGUCUUUGGAAGUUUUGCACUUCUCAUAGGUCUGGUCUGCACCUGCUGUGGUAUUGGCAUUGUAUACAGACCAAGGACCAAUGAUGUUAAACCACGAGUUGAGAUGAAGAAAAUGCUUGCAGCCUACGAAGAGGAUCUGGGAUUUACUGAGUUCACUGAGGACACUGAAGAUAUGAAAGAAGCUAUGGUGGAUGAAUUUGACCAGGUGUCAGUGGACUCUGUGAACGACUGGCCUUGGUUAAAAACAAGGAAGACAAAUGUGUCAGAGCAACAGGAGGAGGACCAACCAGUUCUGCUGCCUUGAGGAACAACUCUGUUUGAGCUAUAAACAGGAUCAUUGAGCGAAUUUGUUUUAAACAAAUGAAGCACCCUAUAUGUGAUAAGAAAUAUAAUUGUUUCAAGACUUGAAAAAAAAAAAAACUUUUAUAGAAUUGUGUGAGUGUAUGUUUAUCUUUGUAUUUUGACUUGUGUUAAUCUGGCAUCACUGUCUGAAACUAAAAAUACAAUUUAUUUGGACGUGCUUA